Alternaria ventricosa is the source of this 1974-nucleotide messenger RNA. RefSeq lists its product as uncharacterized. The coding region runs from base 1 to 1974 and encodes 657 amino acids. The record is from RefSeq and is a predicted model, not a curated record. Gene Ontology annotation, molecular function: ATP binding; ATP hydrolysis activity. NCBI's taxonomy places the organism in Eukaryota, Fungi, Ascomycota, Dothideomycetes, Pleosporales, Pleosporaceae. The transcript has 2 exons.
AUGGAGGCCGUCGAGACGGGCAAGCGCUGCGACUACCGAGACAUAUACCGCGUCCCGACCGAUGAGGAUCCGAACAGAUAUCACUGGGUGGAUGAGAAGCCGCCGGUAUACGGUGCUACAGGAGACAAACUUCGGACGAAGAAAGCACGGGAAGCUUUCGCGGUAAACGUCUACCAUCGUUUCGACGAGUGCCUAGAUGAAUGGAGAAUCCAUGAACUACGAAUCAACAGCACGCUCCUUCACGCUGCGCUGGAAAAGAUACUCGAAGGUUACCCAGGCUUGACACAGCACGAAAUGAAGACGUUUGCACCACCGUUUCUUCCAUUCGUCCAUCGAUGGGAAGCGAUGCUUAGCUUCAAGGAUAAUGUCGAACCAGAGUCGGAGACCGAGCAACAUCUUGAGCUACUGCAGGAAGUUCUCGAGCCCCUACUCCAAGAGUCUUUCGAGAAGAUCCGCGAUGUAAAGAUGACUGGGCAUAUUGCGUUCCGGGACCUGAACUUGGUUCUCAUCCCUGGCAUGAUGGUUAUGGACCAUGAGACUGACUCGGUCGGGAUUGUGAGGUAUUGUAAUCUUCAUUGCCUUCCUCCCCCAGCUCCAAAAACAUUCUGGGACAUAGGCGUCGAUGUGGUUGACUGGGACGGAAGGCGAUGUGGUCUCCUUGCUCAACUGAAACGCGUUUUCCAAUAUCAGGGCUUACGAGCCUUGACUGCGUUGGAUGUAUCGCCUCUCGAAGGUCUUCCUGAUCAAGAGAGUAUCCGCGGAAGACUCAUCAAGCGAGGCCGUCGGUUCGAAGAACUACGCGGCCAUUUCUUCAAAGCCUUUACCGACCAACACGAAGAACGUGUAAACGAACGAAUGGUUAUUGACGCACGAGCAUACCACAAAUACCAGUCUGCGAUGCCGUUUCCAGAAUACGCUAAACUGUCUGAGAUAGGCCAGCUAACGUGGGCCCAAUCCAUGAACCGUUACUCCUCCAGUGUGGCAAGCACCCCGGGAUCGCCAAUCGAACUCGAUCUUUCACCGAUGACCGAUGACGAAUGCCUUCUCGCUGUGCACUAUGUCAAGUGUUUCGACAUUGAGAAGAAGAAGUGGGAGAAGCUAGAUGUGACUAAGAUUCACGAGAUACCUUGGGCUGAGCAUGCUUUCGACAGCUUAGUCCUCGAUCAGGACGAGAAGGACCUGGUCUUGGCUCUGGUAGACCGCGAUCAGUUCAAGCAAGGAAAUCCCUUCGACGACUUUGUAGUUGGUAAAGGCCAAGGCAUGAUCAUGCUGCUUUGCGGCCCUCCAGGCGUGGGUAAAACACUCACCGCAGAGACCGUCUCUGAGCACCUGCGUCGUCCUCUCUAUAAGCUCGGGGCUGGUGAUCUGGGAACGACGGCGCGUGCCGUUGAGGAUAGUUUGGAGAACGCGCUGAAUCUGUGUGGACAUUUCGGUGCCGUCCUACUUCUCGACGAAGCUGAUGUGUUCAUGGAGGCGCGUACUACGAACAAUCUCCAACGCAACGAGCUCGUUUCAGUCUUCCUUCGCCUACUCGAAUACUACAAAGGCAUCAUGAUUCUGACCACGAAUCGGAUGCGCAGUAUCGACACUGCUUUCGAAUCUCGGAUCGAUAUCACGCUGAGCUACAGCUCGCUUGGAGAAAGUGAUCGCCUUCAAGUCUGGCGCAACUUCCUAGCUACUAUCAAUGCGCAAGAUGUGGAUGUCGGAGAAGCUGAACUGGAGAAACUGGCAAAGCUCAACUUCAACGGGCGUCAGAUCAAGAGCGCGAUCAAGACUGCAAAGAUCUUGGCGGCGAGGAAAAAGGAACGAUUGAGUGCAGAGCAUCUCAUGGUCGUGCUGAACUUGAGGCAGAAAGCACUCGGUAUGAUGGAUGGUGGGGCAGACGAUGACGAAGCCAGAAGGAGGGCAGACCGGGAAGAAACUAGGAGUAUGUGGUCGACAGCCACCGACACCGACGCUUCUCUUCCUAUCUAG